Molecule: messenger RNA, 2205 nt
Organism: Oryza sativa Japonica Group (Japanese rice)
Lineage: Eukaryota; Viridiplantae; Streptophyta; Magnoliopsida; Poales; Poaceae
Source: RefSeq, a predicted model, not a curated record
UCUCUCUCUCUCUCUCUCUCUAUCCAGCCAUGGCCGACGAGCCCCUCGACGCCGCGGCGGCGGCGGCGGAGGCGGAGACCCCCGCCACCGCCGCCGCUGCCGCUGCCGCCUCCCCGGCGCUCCUCCUCCGGCCGCGGCGGGUGGCGUUCGAGCACGGGCUCCUCCCGAUCCCCAAGCUGGUGUUCCCGGAGGGCACGCUGACGCAGACCCUGGCCCAGACGAAGGAGCGCCUCAUCGCCGCGGCUGGGGGAGACGGAGACGCCUCCGCGGCCCCGCGGGUGGGCGCCGCGGCGCUCGCGGAGGCGCUGCAGAUCCCGCGGGAGCUGGCGGCGCUGGUGCUCGGGACGCUCGCCGCGGUGCUCCCCGCGGAGGAGGAGGCGGAGGACGCCGACCUCCGCGACGUGCUCCUCUUCCUCUACAUCCAGUCCUACAAGCGCCUCGUCCCGCGCGCGCACAAGGAUUCGCCCGCGGUCACCGACGUGUGGCCCUCCACCUCCGCCUUCGAUGGCUACCUCUCCGCGCUCUCCCCGAUCCAGCUUGUACGCAGUAACAGUCGCCGGUUUAUGCCUUCACAAGCAGAUGAAGAAGCUCAUCAAUUAUCUUAUCUGCAAAAGCAUAUGGUCAACAUUCUGAGUCUUUUGGCAGAUUCUGUUGAUGGAGAGGGCGAUGAGUCUAUGGUAUUGACAGCAGAGACAUUUGAGCAUCUCGGAUUUUUAUUUCAGUUUUCUGAAGGGACUCCUUUAAGCCAAGUGGCUACAUUUUUUGCAAAUUCUGAUCCAGACAUGCCUGCUGCACCUGUUCCCGCUGCUCAGGUUCAUGAUUGGAUUCUGCAGAAUAUAGCUGCUUCAUUAGAAAAUACAGCAGAAAAAUUGACAGCAAAGGAAAACAGCCAACAGAGUGCAUCUGAUCCUGAUGUGACAAUGGCUGAGGCUGUCACAAAUUCAAGAAUUCAUAGCAGUUCACCAACUGGAACUGCUGUUCCAAACAAUCAAGGACACUACCGAAAUACAACUUUCCUGGAGGGUUUCUCCAAAACUUCUGUAGUGAAACAAGCAUCAGAUAUCAAAGGGCAUUCAAUAAAGGUUUUGAACUGCCAUGACUCUGUUAUCUACAUAUUAGCUCCUGUUAAAUAUGCCACUGUCUAUGGGUGUUCUGACACUACUAUCGUUCUUGGUGCUGUUGGUAAGGUGGUAAAAGUGGAGCAUUGUGAACGAGUGCAAAUCAUUGCAGCUUCAAAGCGAAUUUGUAUCGCCAAUUGUCGUGAAUGUAUCUUCUACUUGGGAGUAAAUCACCAACCGCUUAUUGUGGGUGACAACCAUAAAUUACAAGUUGCUCCAUUCAAUACUUAUUAUCCACAAUUGGGAGAACAUUUGGUGCAAGUUGGUGUGGAUUCUAACAUCAACAAGUGGGACCAACCUUUUGUGCUGGGAGUUGUUGAUCCACAUGAUUCAUUAUCUCAUCCUGCAGGGGUUUCUGAUGUCCAAGCUGAAUCUGCUACUUGUCUAGAUCCUGAUCUAUUCACCAACUUUUUGAUUCCCAGUUGGUUUGAGGCACAAGGACCUACAAAAUAUAAUCCAUUUACAUUGCCUGAAGUUUAUUGGGCAUCCCAAAGGAAAAAGCAUGUUUCUCUGGAAGAUAUUCAAAAGAAUAUCCGAGAAUUGGAGCUUGAUGAUACUCGGAAAAAAGAAUUGGCAUCUGCCCUUCAUGCCCAAUUCAAGGACUGGCUAUACGCUUCAGGAAAUAUCCGCCAGCUCUACUGUUUGCAAGGGGAAUAAAAGCAUCUGGCUUUCUUCAACAUUCAUUCGCAUGUGCUUAUAUGCUCCUUGAAGAUUAUGUACCUUCACCCGAUUCCCUUCAACUCCGUCCAUCCAACCGCAUUGUCCAAGCUGACUCUCCAACUGAGCCUGAUCCACCUGUUCUUCAAGCCAUUGUUGUUUUCUUUUUAGGGAAGAAUGUAAAGAAAAAGCGCGAUGCCUAUUUUUGCCAAUUAAUUUUGAUCAUUCGGUAUGUGAUGAUUGGUGGAUGGACUGCACCUUGGGUUUUUGUUGUUGUCUUUAUUUAUAUAUCCUCGAUAAAAUUUGCGAGGAUGAAUAGGGAUUACUCCUUUUCUUUUGAAAAUAAACAUUUUUUUCGCUUAUCUGAUGAGGCCAUAUACUGUAUUUGUACUCUUUAUAUCUGGGAGAAGAUUGCAGCCAGAUGUGCAUC